AUGAUUAUCACUGAUGAUAAUGUGGCUGGUAUUCUUAGCCUCAAACAAUUUCUCAAUUGUCAGUUUGAGAUGAAAGACCUUGGUACUCUCAAUUAUUUCUUAGGACUUGAAAUCUCUCAUGAUUCCACUAGUUACUAUUUGUCACAAGCCAAAUAUGCAUCUGAUCUUCUAGCAUGUGUUGGUCUUAUCGAUGGCAAGACUACUUCUACUCCAGUUGAUCCUCAGACUCGUCUCACUCCUAUAGAUGGGGAUCUUCUCUUUGAUGCUACUUUUUAUCGCCAACUGGUAGGUAGUCUUAUCUAUCUCAUUCUGACUCAUCCUAACAUUGCAUAUGAUAUCCAUCUUGUUAGUCAAUAUAUGUCAACUCCCCGCACCCUGCAUUAUACUGCUCUAUUUCGCUUACUUCGCUACGUCAAAGACACUAUGUUCCAUGGGCUUCACUACUCUUCUCACUCUUCUCUCGAGCUUCGUGCUUUUUUUAAUGUUGAUUGCAAAAAACAGUCCAUCACUGCUCGCUCUAGCAUUGAAGCUGAAUACCGCGCUCUUGCUGACACUACUCAAGAACUUCUGUGGCUUCGUUGGCUUCUUACUGACAUGAGUGUUUCUUUCCUUGGUGCUACCUCUUUCUAUUGUGACAAUUAG
Molecule: messenger RNA, 642 nt
Organism: Camellia sinensis
Lineage: Eukaryota; Viridiplantae; Streptophyta; Magnoliopsida; Ericales; Theaceae
Source: RefSeq, a predicted model, not a curated record